UACAAGUUUAAUGGAGAGGGGCAAGCCGAUAGGAUUGUGGAUGCAGCCUGGAGUUGGUGGAGUGGGUAGCCAGAUUGGUGCCCCAGGAAGUGGAACAGGUGAUGAUGAAGCACCGAAAGACCCAGGUGUGCGAAUCACUCACCAAUCUUACACAGAGAAAGAUUUCGAAGGUCACAGAGCACACACGGUCUAUGUGGGUGUUCACUUGCCAGGUGAACGAAGACACCGCCGACACCACAAACACCAUCACCCGAGAACAAACAAGGAAGAAGCAGAGAAUGAAAGACCAAGUACGCCUCCGGCCCAGAGGGUGCAAUUUAUCCUUGGCGAGGAAGUCGGAGAUGAUGCUCAUGAAUCUCAUCCCUUGUUCUCCGAAAUGGGAGAACUCAUUAGGGAUGGUGACGAAAUGGAAUGGAAAGAGACCGCAAGAUGGAUCAAAUUUGAAGAAGACGUUGAAGAGGGAGGAAACAGAUGGAGUAAGCCGCAUGUAGCAACACUUUCUUUACAUUCCCUAUUUGAAUUAAGAAGCCUUUUGUUAAACGGAACAGUGAUGUUGGACAUGGAAGCGUGUAGUUUAGAAAAGAUUGCCGACCUUAUACUUGAUAACAUGAUUAACAAAGGAACUUUGCCAUUUGAAGCCCGAGAUAAGGUGAGAGAAGCGCUUUUGGUGAGACAUCGACAUCAACACGAGAGACGUAAAGAUACGAAUAUGUCAAGGCUUCCUAUUAUAAGAUCCUUAGCCGAGAUUGGGCGAAAUCAUUCCUCGUCAAAAAAUUGUAACUGCUCAUGUGGUUUUGCGUCUAUGAUUGCACCAGAUUUGCAGGAGCCACGCGAUACAGGUGAUGUCUAUUCGCCUUCGGUAGCUUGCAGCACCAGCUGUCCCGAUUCCCAUUCAGUUUUAAUGUCUAAAGAGGCCAGAGACCUCAAAGGACAAUACUUAUUGGUGCCAGCUGAAUAUGGCGUUUCCUUUGAAUUGGGUUUCACAACAUGGUUCACAAUGUGUCAUUUUAAAGUGGAGGAAUCAAAUUCAGCUCCAACCAUCGCCAGCUCAACAGGUCAGGGAUUAUACCUGGCUAUUCCCGGUCAAGAACCAAACAGCAAUGGAAUGGAUCGAAGUUCGAGUAAUGUUUCCAUCGCCCGAAAUCAUAGUUCCUCAGCAUUGGAGAGUGAUAUUAAUCAUAAGGGUAAUACGCACUUCAUGCGGAAAAUACCGCCAGGAGCAGAAGCUAGUAACAUCCUUGUUGGGGAAGUGGACUUCCUAGAGAAAACAUUAUCUUGUUUUAUACGACUUAACCAAGCUAGUAUAUUAGGGGACCUAACCGAAGUUCCUGUACCGACUCGGUUCAUUUUUGUUCUCCUUGCCCCAGCGGGUGGCAUGUCCAAUUUUCAUGAGAUUGGACGAGCAAUGGCAACAUUAAUGUCUGAUGAAGUCUUCCAUGAUGUAGCGUACAAAGCUAAAAAUCGAAAUCAUUUACUCGCUGGGGUGGAUGAAUUCUUAGAUGCUGUAACUGUUUUACCUCCUGGUGAAUGGGAUCCUACCAUAAGAAUAGAACCCCCUGCAGCAAUUCCGUCACAAGAAAUAAGGAAGCGGCCCAAAGAAGAAAAACCGAAAGAAGAAGUGGACGAAGAGGCAGACGAACAAAAGCUACGAGAGGAAAGUGGUUUGUCGAGAACUGGUAGACUUUUCGGAGGGCUAAUUAAUGACAUUAAGAGGAAAGCACCGUUUUAUUUAUCUGAUAUCAAGGACGCCUUGGCUCUACAGUGUGUAGCAUCAUUCAUCUUUCUCUAUUUCGCAUGCCUAGCCCCCAUAAUCACUUUCGGUGGACUUCUUAGUGAAGCUACAGAAAAAAAUAUGGCUGCUAUGGAAUCUCUCGUAGCUGGCUUUGUUUGCGGAAUUGGUUAUGGCUUUUUUUCCGGCCAGCCGUUAACUAUCUUGGGAUCUACUGGACCAGUUUUGGUUUUCGAGCAAAUUGUCUUCAACUUCUGCAAACAGUACACCUGGAAUUACAUGUCUUUUCGAUUUUGGAUUGGCACAUGGAUUAGUGGAAUAUUAAUUAUCCUUGUAGCAUUAGACGCCAGUGCGUUUGUUUGCUAUAUAACAAGAUUUACAGAAGAAAAUUUUGCGACUUUGAUAGCUUUUAUCUUCAUUUUUAAGGCUGUUGAAAACGUAUUGUCAAUAAAUAAAAAUUACCCAUUAAAUACUCGAAAUGAUAUACUCAACCACAAUUGCUCAUGCAAACCUUCGGAUAAUUAUCUUCCAUCCAGUUAUAGCAAUAUUAGCUGGUCAUCACUGGAUCAGAUUACCUGCAAGAAUUACAAUGGUACGAUGAUCGGUGAUCAUUGCAAUUACGUUCCGGAUGUGUUCCUGAUGUCAAUUAUCCUAUUUAUGGGAACCUUCCUCUUGUCCGUUGAGCUCAAGGAUUUCAAAAACGCUCUCUUCUUCCCCUCUAAAGUCAGACAGAUAGUAAGCGAUUUUGCUGUGAUAAUCGCAAUCCUUUCGAUGUCAGCUUUAGACUUCUUUGUGGGUAUUAAUACACCAAAACUGGAAGUUCCAGGAGAAUUCAAACCGACUUUACCCAACAGAGGCUGGAUAAUCUGGCCUUUUCAGGAAAACCCCUGGUGGAGUGCUCUUAUAGCAGGUCUUCCUGCCAUGUUAGGUACAAUUUUAAUCUUCAUGGAUCAGCAAAUCACUGCCGUGAUUGUCAACAGGAAGGAGAAUAAACUUAAGAAAGGAUGCGGUUACCAUUUGGAUCUUUUUGUACUUGCCAUUCUUAUACAAAUAUGUACCGUGAUGGGAUUACCUUGGUUUGUAGCCGCGACAGUACUUUCCAUUAAUCACGUAAAUUCAUUAAAACUGGAAUCUGAAUGUGCAGCCCCUGGUGAAAAGCCCCAGUUUUUGGGAGUGCGUGAACAGAGAGUUACUCACAUUUUGAUAUUUUUAAUGAUCGGAUGCUCUGUGUUGCUAACUCCAAUUCUCAGAAGAAUUCCGAUGCCAGUAUUAUUUGGGGUGUUUUUGUACAUGGGCGUAUCAUCUCUAAAAGGUCUCCAGUUCUUUGAUAGAAUUCUCAUAAUGCUGAUGCCUCUUAAGUAUCAACCAGACUACAUGUUCCUUCGACAGGUUCCACUGAAGAGGGUGCAUAUGUUCACAUUCAUACAACUGGCUUGCCUAUCCUGUUUGUGGAUCAUUAAGUCAUUCCACAGUACAUCAAUCCUAUUUCCGUUAAUGCUCGUUGUAAUGAUUGCUAUAAGAAAAGGUUUGGAUUUGUUGUUUACUCAACGCGAAUUAAAAAUUUUGGAUGAUGUUAUGCCAGAGACAAGUAAAAAAAGUGCCGAAGAUCUCCGCCAACUGGAAAGCGGAGAGGAUCUGAAUGAAAAUCUUGAUUACGAAACAUCGGGGAAUCUGCAGAUACCAUUAGCUAAUGGAAACAUUAUGAAGAUACCGCUCACUAGCAUUAAUAUCAGCGAAGAGGUGAACAAGAGUGGAAUUUGGCAGCAAGUUAACAGUAAUGAGAAGAAUAAGCAACAGGAAGUUAUAAAAGGCGGUAAGCAGAAAAAAUCGACCAAAAAAGAAAAUGCUCUAUUGGCCGAUGAAACAACAAUGUUGACAACAAUGACUGAGGAAGAGGAAGAAGACUGUGGAAUCUCGAUCAAGGUGACGCACGUCGACUUGAUCCGAUCAAAGGAUAGUCCUUACAAGAUGAACGGAACUGCUUCAGCUGAGACAUCCGUGUAACAAUAAAUUGAUUAAUAAAUUAUUAUAAAUAAAUAUCGGCAGGGAGAUUUACAAUAGUUCUCUCUUCUGAAAAUAGCAGGUAUUAUGUAUAGUAGAAUGAAUUUGUUAAAACAUAAGCAAAUACGAAAAUAUAUUUUGGUGUUGUGCAGUGGUUUUCUAGUCAUUUUUAAAUUUUCGCUAAUUUUU
Belonocnema kinseyi is the source of this 3919-nucleotide messenger RNA. It is a transcript of the gene Ndae1, whose product is annotated as sodium-driven chloride bicarbonate exchanger. Bases 11 to 3733 code for a protein of 1240 amino acids. NCBI's taxonomy places the organism in Eukaryota, Metazoa, Arthropoda, Insecta, Hymenoptera, Cynipidae. The record is from RefSeq and is a predicted model, not a curated record. Gene Ontology annotation, cellular component: plasma membrane. Gene Ontology annotation, molecular function: solute:inorganic anion antiporter activity; sodium:bicarbonate symporter activity; monoatomic anion transmembrane transporter activity. Gene Ontology annotation, biological process: transmembrane transport; regulation of intracellular pH; bicarbonate transport. The transcript is spliced from 23 exons.